This is a messenger RNA of Staurois parvus, 2064 nucleotides long. Lineage: Eukaryota; Metazoa; Chordata; Amphibia; Anura; Ranidae. The record is from the annotation of a GenBank genome assembly.
AUGCUGUUUUAUUUAUCUUACCCCUUACCUCUUUUUCUUCCCUGUGAAUAUUUGUGCUUUCCUUUUCUAGAUAGCAACUUUGUCCUUGGAAACGCUCAACUGCCUCAUUCCUACCCUGUGGUGUAUUGCUCGGAUGGCUUCUGUGAACUCACUGGCUUUGCUCGAGCAGAAGUUAUGCAGAGGUCAUGUGCUUGUACCUUUCUGUAUGGCACACAUACCGGGGAGCAAAUUCAGCAUUGUAUCCAGAAAGCCUUGAAUGAUAAACAAGAGCUAAAGGCUGAGCUGCUGCUAUACAAGAAAAGUGGUUCACAGUUCUGGUGCUUGCUGGAUGUUGUACCCAUCAAAAAUGAAAAGGGGGAGGUGGUUCUAUUUCUUGUUUCAUUUAAGGACAUCACAGAUGCCAAGACCAGAAUGACAGAGAGCUGGAAAGAGACAGGAAGGGAAGAGCAGCACAAUCGUUUAACAGGGAAAGGUUUCAAUGCUAAUCGUAGGCGAAGCCGUGCUGUGCUUUACCAUCUCUCAGGUCAUCUACAGAGACAAAAUAGAGCCAAUGCAAAACUUGGUAAAGGUGUCUUUGGUGAGAAACCUCGGGUUCCAGAAUAUAAAGUUGUGUCUAUGCGUAAAUCUCCUUUUAUACUUUUGCACUAUGGACCCUUCAAGGCUUGCUGGGACUGUUUGAUCCUGCUUGCCACCCUCUAUGUAGCGGUGACCGUGCCAUACAGUGUCUGCUUCAGUAGUGCGAAAGAAGAAGGUACUCCAAGUCCACGCAGCCCACCCAGUGCAUGUGAUCUUGCUGUGGAAAUCCUCUUCAUACUAGAUAUCAUUCUGAAUUUCCGCACUACAUUCGUCAGCCAAUCUGGACAAGUGGUAUUCUCCUCACGUCUUAUCUUUAUCCAUUACAUCAGGACAUGGUUCCUGCUGGAUCUUCUAGCUGCUCUGCCUGUGGAUCUGCUCUAUAGCUUCAAAGUCAACAUAUAUUUUGGGGCUCACCUCUUGAAGACUGUUCGCCUACUUCGACUCCUUCGCCUUCUCCCACGAUUAGAUCGAUAUUCUCAGUACAGUGCAGUUGUACUUAGCCUCCUCAUGGUUGUAUUUGCUCUUCUAGCACACUGGGUGGCUUGCAUCUGGUAUUUUAUUGGUCAGCAAGAAAUUGAAAGCAACCAGUCGGAAGUGCCAGAGAUUGGUUGGCUUCAAGAGCUGGCCCGUCGUUUGGAAACCCCUUACUACAUGGGAAGAAAAAUAGGAGGGCCAUCUUCCAGGAGUUCAUACAUCACAUCCUUGUACUUUGCACUCAGCAGUCUAACCAGUGUUGGGUUUGGGAAUGUUUCUGCUAAUACAGACACUGAGAAAAUCUUCUCCAUCUGUAUCAUGCUGAUUGGAGCCCUGAUGCAUGCUCUGGUGUUUGGAAAUGUCACAGCUAUCAUCCAGCGUUUGUAUGCAAGGCGCUUCUUGUAUCACAGCCGUACUCGGGAUCUUCGAGAUUAUAUCCGUAUCCAUGGCAUCCCCAAACCUCUAAAACAGCGCAUGCUGGAAUAUGUUCAGACCACGUGGGCAGUGAACAAUGGCAUUGACACUAAUGAGCUCCUGCACAGUCUUCCAGAUGAAUUGCGAGCUGACAUUGCCAUGCACCUCAACAAGGAUCUGUUGCAAAUGCCACUGUUUGCCCUUGCCAGCCGUGGAUGCCUGCGUUCUCUGUCAUUGAAUAUUAAACCCUCCUUCUGCACGCCUGGAGAGUAUCUGAUCCGACAGGGGGAUGCUCUGGAAUCUUUAUACUGUGUGUGCUCAGGAUCCAUGGAAGUGCUCAAGGAUGGUGUUGUCCUAGCAAUAUUAGGUAAAGGUGACUUGAUUGGCUGUGAGGUCUCCUGUGAAGACUCUGUGAUUAAAGCUAAUGCAGAUGUCAAAGCUUUGACUUACUGUGACCUUCAAGGGAUCAGUCUGAAGGGUCUUCGUGACACUCUGUCACUCUACCCAGAAUAUGCACAUAAAUUCACCGGUCAAAUUGUACACCAGCUCAGCUACAACCUGGGAAGCAGCAGAUGUGAGCCAGAGGUAAGUGAGAGAUAA